Phyllotreta striolata is the source of this 632-nucleotide messenger RNA. NCBI's taxonomy places the organism in Eukaryota, Metazoa, Arthropoda, Insecta, Coleoptera, Chrysomelidae. The record is from the annotation of a GenBank genome assembly.
GUUUUACGAUUGACAAUUUUAAGUGCAGAAAAAUGCUGGCAAAAAUAUCUUUAAUUGUAAUAUUCUUUGUUAUGUGCGAAGCUGAGUAUAUUCCUUAUUACGGUGCAGCUACCUCAUUUAAUAAAAUCAAUAAUGGUUAUUAUGGUUUACCUAAAUACGAACAAGGCGGUAAUUACGAGGAUUACGAUUAUGGUUACAGACCGGCCAGUUAUGGAAAACAAUAUGAUGAAUACGGCUACCCAAAGUACAAAUUUUCUUACGGUGUCAACGACCCACACACUGGAGACCACAAGUCUCAACACGAAGAAAGAGACGGAGACGUAGUCAAGGGCUACUACACCGUAGCUGAUCCUGAUGGAACUCUUCGUACUGUUCAUUACACUGCCGAUGACCACAAUGGUUUCAACGCCGUUGUCCAGAGAGACGGAAUCCCCAUUCACCCCGAACCUGUUGGAAAAGUAUUCCUGCAACCCGUCGACAAAGUGGUUCUAGAACCAGUUUAUGAAAAAGUAGUUUAUGAUAAACCUAUUUACGAGAAACCUUACGGUUAUGAUUACAAUAACGCGUAUGCAGGGUAUGGGCCACAGCACUAUUAAAAUUAAAAAGUUUAUUACCAAUUAUAGUUGUUUUAU